Molecule: messenger RNA, 1259 nt
Organism: Acomys russatus (golden spiny mouse)
Lineage: Eukaryota; Metazoa; Chordata; Mammalia; Rodentia; Muridae
Gene: Fam241a
Product: family with sequence similarity 241 member A
Exons: 2
Coding region: 125-514 (129 amino acids)
Cellular component (GO): intracellular membrane-bounded organelle
Source: RefSeq, a predicted model, not a curated record
AGGGGCCCGCUGCUCCUGCACUUCUGGCUCCCAGGCCGGCGGGCGCACUUCUUGGAUUCCUGUCUACGCUGGGCUCUCGAGCGGCGUCCCGGUGUGGCCAGCGGCGGCCCGAGGCGGCGGCGGGAUGUGCUCGGCCGGGGAGCUGCUGUGGGGCGGCGCCGGCGGCGGGGAGUGCGACGAGGACGGGGCGGCGCCGGCAGUGCGGGCGGUGGAGCGGGAGCCCGGGGCGAGCCCGCGGCGCGGGCGGCCGCAGGGCGAGGGCGAGCAGGACGUUGAAGAAUCACAGAACCACACUGGCGAACCCAUUGGAGAUGACUACAAAAAGAUGGGAACACUUUUUGGUGAACUGAACAAAAACCUCCUCAACAUGGGCUUCACCAGGAUGUACUUUGGAGAACGGAUUGUGGAACCAGUAGUGGUCAUUUUCUUUUGGCUUAUGCUCUGGUUCCUUGGCCUACAAGCCCUUGGACUGGUUGCUGUUCUUUGUCUUGUCAUUAUUUAUGUACAGCAGUAAUACAGUGGACAUUUGGUAGCCAUGUAUGUAAUUGAUAGAGCUAUACACUUGGGCUGUUUGGAAGCCAAAAUAAUUUGACAUAUUUCAUAUUGUGUACUGGCUGUUUUGUAAUUAAAAUUAUAAAUGAAUGUUCUUUAACACUCAACUCUUUGUUAUAACAAGGAUGAAUAUAUAUUUUGGCUACAUAUUAGCUUAUUCAAGCCCUUUUUCACUCCUGUGAUCUGCACCUCCCUUUCCACACCUGCUUCCCAAUGCCGAAUCUGAACAUCAGACAGGAACAGGGGACUAGCAUGGCAUGGAGUUGCAGUAAAGCUGUGCAGUUCUUCUAAAGUUCUAAUAAAAACACUUUGAAAGAAAAAGGAAAAAGUAGCUAAGAAUAAGUUUUCAUUGGAAAACUGUUCCACCUGCACCUCCACUGAAAAAUCCCAUUUUGGGGAAAUAUUUGUCUCUCUGUCAGCUCUGCAUAGUCCAAAACAAAGUAAAUGAAAACUGCCACAUGCCGCCAUAGUGCUGGGAAAAUUAAAAACCUAGCUGUUUCCUGAAACUGAAAAUAAUAUAUUUAUUAUUGUUGGUAAAGUUUUUGGGUUAAAUGUAAGUUUUUAUAUGUUAUACAUGGGCCUUCAUUACAUUGUCUGUAAAGUUCGAGAUGGCGCUGGUGCUAAUUUCUUUCUUUGAGUUUUUAGGGCUGAGCGCCUGUGAUCUUGUACCUAGCCAGCUGCAUAUUUUUCCUAGAGACAUUUUCACU